AUGGUUCACUCUCUUCUCACCCAUGCCGUGUUGCAAAUAUUAUCGAUGACACGCCCCACAGUUUAUCGCAACAUACAUGAUCUUCCGUCCUGGGUCCCCGAUCUCUCGCAGUCGCCGAGACUUCACGGGCUUUGGCAGAUCGAGUUGGAACAGGUAAGGAUAGGAUGGUGUGCGGCUGGGAAUUCGCGUUGGAAGAUGCCACCACCAGCCACGCUUUACGGGCGCUACUUGGUGGUACAAGUUAUCUUUGUGGAUAUGGUGAGCAAAGUUCAGCAUCCGAAAUAUCGUCAUGAUAACGAACACCACUCGCGUUCGGAUUACACAGAGAUUGCAGAGUUUUUUCUCGAACCCGCACCGCCGUAUGUGGAUUUGAACGCUGGUCGGGAUUUAUACGAAGUUGUUUGGCGAACGACUAUAGCCAAUUUUACGGAUGGUGUAUCACCAGAUGUUUACGAACACGCGCUUCAUUUUGAAAGGGGAUGCUUGCAAGAAUUGAUAAAAACCAGGAAGGAGUAUUUAGCCGGCGAGAUUGAUGCAGCUGAAUUCACGAGCAUGAUAAGUAUCGUGGAAGAGAUGAAAGAUACAGGCUGGCUGCGUGGCGAUUGGGGGUUCAUACCUAAUCCUACUCGCGACGGAGAAGAAGAGACGUCACAUCUCGAAAGUCGCGCAUGCCGCCUCAUAGGUAGUGGCGAGGACGGCCCGUCGGGAGUGCUGUCGUCAAACAGCGAGGGUGUGGAAUUCAACGAUAGGGCAGGGCGUACUCUCACGCAUCGCCAGCUGUUCUUCACUGCGCUGGGCUGUGUGGGGUUGGGGGCCUUGAUGUGA
Botrytis deweyae is the source of this 825-nucleotide messenger RNA. RefSeq lists its product as uncharacterized. Lineage: Eukaryota; Fungi; Ascomycota; Leotiomycetes; Helotiales; Sclerotiniaceae. The record is from RefSeq and is a predicted model, not a curated record. The transcript has a single exon. The coding region runs from base 1 to 825 and encodes 274 amino acids.